AACCUGCAAAAGCGAGCAGGGGCCACCGAGGAUGCAACGCCAUUGGGGCCCCACAGCCGGCUCCGGGCUGCAUUAUUGAUGGAGGGCCGGGCGCAGCGCUAGCUGAGCCAGCUCCCGGCGCGGUGAGAACAUCUCGGGGGAGGAGGGCAAGAAGCCGGGCCCCUCCCACUCCGCCUCGUCUCGCGUGUCCUGUCCCCGGGACUGGCAGCAGGCGCUGGGCCACUGGCGAGUGUGCGCCAGGAUUCCAAACACCGACGGUGAACCUCUCCCGGGAGCAGCCUCGACAAGAAUCGCUGCUGACCCGCCUGUGCCAUGCUGACUCUCCCUGGUCUUUGGGGGCCUCUGGGGCUCCGGGGUCCCCAGGAGCCGCGGCAACCCCGGCUGCCCUUUCUCCUGUGUCUCCUUCUUGCAGCGCGCCCGAGCUCAGCAGACCCGGAACCUGCAGAUGCAAAUUUUACCAGUCUACCUGUGCGAGAAAAAAUGAUGGCUAAGUACUCUAAUCUUUCCUUGGAAAUUCAUAACAUAUCAUUGACAGAACAUCCCAGUAUGCCAGUGGAAAAAAAUAUCACUUUAGAAAGGUCUUGUAAUGUAGAACUCACAUGCCAGUUCACAACAUCUGGAGAUGUGAAUUCCAUAAAUGUGACUUGGAGAAAAGAUAAUGAACCACUGGUGGAUCGUUAUCUCAUCAAUACAACAGGAAACAUCUUGUCUACCCAGUACGCGUUCACCAUUGUUAACAGCAAACAACUGGGAACAUAUUCUUGUUUCUUUGAAGAUGAAAAGAUGCAGAGGGGAACAUUUAAUAUUAAAGUCCCUGAACUUCAUAGAAAAAACAAGCCGUUGAUUACUUAUGUGGGGGAUUCUGCCGUCUUGACGUGUAAAUGUGAAGGUUGCUUUCCUUUAAACUGGAGUUGGCACAGUAGUAAUGGAAGUAUUCAGGUUCCUGUUGAUGUUCAAAUGAAUGAUAAGUAUGUGAUCAAUGGAACAUAUGCUAAUGAAACAAGACUCAAGAUAAUGCAUCUUUCAGAGGAAGAUGGGGGAUCCUACUGGUGCCAGGCACUGUUCCAAUUAGGCGAGAGUGAAGAACACAUUGAACUUGUCGUGCUGAGCUUUUGGGUGCCUCUCAAGCCAUUCCUUGCAAUAGUUGCCGAGGUUGUUCUUUUAGUGGCCAUUAUUCUGCUUUGUGAACUGUACACACAGAAGAAAAAGAAGCGACCAGAGAGGGGGAGAGAAUUCGAACAAAUUGAACAGUUGAAGCUGUGGGUCAAUGAAUGGGACACAUCAUGCCAAGAAUCAUGAGAAGAUGUUCAGUGUGUUUGUGUUUUACCUUGUAGCCUGUUUAAAGUAUCUGAGUUUUGAUUUAUAAAAGGAUGAAAAGUGUAUGCAACACAUACAACAGAUCAUAAGUUAAAUAUGGCAUCUUUCAACUGAAGGUCGAUUUCCAUUCUAUAACUGUUUCACAUUAGAGCAAAGUCAAAUAAUCCUACAAACUGUUAUCUAGCAUAAUUAAUUUCAUCAUAGUCAUUAAGAGACACACAAAACAGACACCAGCAAAAUCAGCUCAUUGUUCCUAGAACAAAUGUCACUCUAGGCCUAUUUGUAACCAAAGAAUUAAAGAGAAAUCUUUUGCCAUUUGUCUUAAUUUUGUUUUUCAAUCAUGCCUACUAUUUAUAGAUGUAUUUGUAACAGGUUCUUAUGUAUAGCUUAUUUGGUAAUAUUGAAAAAAAUGUGGCUUCCCUAUGGAAUGAAUACUUUCUGCUGUUGCUUAAGAUAGCUCGGCUUCAGUCUCUCCAGGAAAGAUCUUUUUCUCCAUAAACAUUGACCAUGUCAAGAAAGGAAAAUCCACACACUUGCCCAAAGCUCUGUCACUGCAAAAGUAAAGCAUCAAUCUUUAUUCACUUGUCUUCACUGCUUUCCCACACCAAGCUAAACUGAUUCUUAGUUUUCAAGUGGAGAUUUUAUUUUUUUAAAGCCGUAUGGUUUGGACUUCUUAACAUACACGUGGUAUUAAGAUUUUAGGGCAUAUAGGUGCCAUGUUGUUGUAAUGCUUAUAGUGCUAUAUUGAUGAUUUGUGGUUCGUUGUUUUUUCAUAUCUUUGAUUUGAUAUUUGGUUUCCUGGUAUGCAAAGUUGUUUAAAUGACUAAAAACAGAUUGUUGGUGCUUUGCAAUAAUAAUUCCUUUGAAAUCCAGAAAUGCUAAAGUUUGUCAUUUAUGUUGCUCUGAAUGUCUUAGACUUUCAUUAAAAAAUAGUAUACUUGAUAUCUGUUGCAUACAUCACUGAAAUAUUUAAUCAACUUUUCACGACCAAAUCAAAUUAAAUCUUAAUAUAUAUGAACUCUGAAUGUAAUGUUAAAAACCGCUCUUCAGGAUCCUGGGUUAGGCUGGAGAUCACAAUAUGACAUUUGCUGGGUGUCCUUGGUUCUGGC
This is a messenger RNA of Ochotona princeps (American pika), 2426 nucleotides long. It is a transcript of the gene EMB, whose product is annotated as embigin. Lineage: Eukaryota; Metazoa; Chordata; Mammalia; Lagomorpha; Ochotonidae. Gene Ontology annotation, cellular component: plasma membrane; axon. Bases 313 to 1299 code for a protein of 328 amino acids. The record is from RefSeq and is a predicted model, not a curated record. The transcript is spliced from 8 exons. Gene Ontology annotation, molecular function: cell-cell adhesion mediator activity. Gene Ontology annotation, biological process: axon guidance; dendrite self-avoidance; homophilic cell-cell adhesion.